AUGAGGACCUGCAACUACAUUUCUGCUGCUGUGGCAUCGCCGCCGCCGCUCAUCAGGCAAUGGCCAGGCCGCAUUUCAUGGCGGCGGCCCAGCAGGUUGCAAUGUUCCGCCACAAGAACACGCCAUGAAGAUGGCCCUGACAACAAAGGUGACAACCGCCUGAAGCAGAACACUGGCAUUUUCCACCCAUCCAUAUGGGGAGAUACCUUCCUCGGCUACUCCAACCCAGCAGCUUCAUCGCAACAACAGAUGACAGAACGAGAGGAUAAACUCAAGGAAGAAGUGGCCGAAAUGAUAGCGAGUUCAUCUACUACGACUGCUGCUAGUAGGCUGCAACUCAUCGAUGCAUUGGAGCGUCUAUGCUUGGAUCAUCUGUUCGAAGAAGAGAUCAGUGCGGCACUAGCACAGAUUGAGACUGCUGAUGUCAGCGGCUAUGAUCCUGGGACUGUGCACUGUGGUUUUGUCUACUUCGGAAACAUCGAUACACGGUCUCGCCAGCAUAUGAGGACCCAUGGAGAGGUAAUACUUGAGGAAGCUGUACUAUUCAGCCAAACGCGUUUAGAAAGAAUGAUACCUUACAUGGAAGAGUCAUCAUUGGCACGUGAAGUAAAAUCUUCACUUGAGAUCCCUCUUCCUAGAAGAGUUAGAAUUUACGAGUCAAAGUAUUACAUCUCUGCCAAUGAGAAAGAUGCCACGUUGCAUGAGACGGUGUUGCAACUUGCAAAGUUGAACUCAAAUAUUAUGCAGCUCCAUCACCGACAAGAGCUGGAUAUCAUUACAAGGUGGUGGAAGGAUAUAGAUAUUGAAUCGAGGCUUCCAUUUGCUCGAGAUAGAAUCGUGGAGUGCUAUUUGUGGAUAUUAGGGGUAUACUACGAACCAUGUUAUUCACGAGCCCGAAUAAUAUUGACAAUGAAUAUAGCAAUUGCGACCAUUGUGGAUGAUAUUUUUGAUUCUUAUGCAACUCCCGAAGAAUGUGAAUUAUUUACCAAGUGCAUGGAAAGCUGGGAUUCAAAGGGGGCUCGUGACCUUCCAGAGUGCAUGAAAUUUGCUUUGGAGAAAAUAUUCAAUAGCUAUGAAACCAUUGAAAAUAUGCUCCGCCAGGAGGGGAAAUAUCGAAUGCCAUAUCUAAGAUACUUUGCAAAAGACAUAGUAAGAAGCUACAACAAGGAGGUAAAAAUGCUUCAAGAAGGAUACAUUCCAAAGUCUGUUGAAGAACAUCUGAAGGUUUCGAUGAUGACCAGCGGAUGUCCCUUUUUGUCAUGUGCUUCCUUGGUUGGGAUGCAUGAUAUAGCAACAGAGGAAUGCUUUGAUUGGGUUUCCAGUGUACCUAAAAUGGUGCAAGCACUUUCCGUGAUUCUUAGACUAGAAGAUGACCUCGAGUCAGAUGAGCGAGAGUGGCUGAUCCCUCAUGUUGCUUCGACAAUCGAUAGCUACAUGAAGGAGCACGACGUCUCGAUCGAAGUUGCACGUGGGCAGAUACACGUACUCAAAGAGGAAUCAUGGAAAGAUUUUAACAGCGAGUGGCUUAACACAGACAAUAAUGCCUAUCCAAAGCAAAUACUGGAGAGGAUAUUCAACUUGACGAGGACGAUGGAAUUCAUGUACAACCAAGGGGAAAAUUUCACAAACUGCCAUAACUUAAAGGAUACCGUCCAUUCGUUGUUGUUGGCUGAACCAUUUGCGAUCCCCAUUUAG
This is a messenger RNA of Miscanthus lutarioriparius, 1695 nucleotides long. Lineage: Eukaryota; Viridiplantae; Streptophyta; Magnoliopsida; Poales; Poaceae. The record is from the annotation of a GenBank genome assembly.